AUGAUGAUCGAAAGUAUGAAGCAGCACGGCGGAGGAUCAGCCGGACCGCCGCCGAUGAUGGGCACACCGCCGAUGGGCAACGAUCACGUCGGACGGUUGUUGGGUGGAGGGUCAGUUUGUUUGAUCGAACCACUUUAUUGUAUAGGGCGUUUAUCGCUGAGACUUUGUAAAAACUCGGCUCCUUAAGAAAUGGUGUCGACUAAUUUCGAUUUUGCUCGUGUUUAAAAAAUUCACGGAAGAAUUUUUAUCUUUUUUAGGAAAUUUUUUCAUGGAAUGUGAUCAACUGACGAAAUGUAUAAAAAAGUGAAUUCUGCUCAUAGAAAAAUAAUUGUAAAUUUAGCUUCUUUUUUUUUAAAAGUUAUUCGAGUUGUUUCGUGAAAAUGUCCUUCCGUCUUCCGUUAGCUCUUUUUUCACGGAACAACUCGAAUAACUUUUUCGUAUGAAAAGCUAAAUUUACAAUUAUUUUUCUAUGAGCAGAGUUCACUUUGCUAUACAUUUCGUCAGUUGAUCACAUUCCAUGAAAAAAUUUCCUAAAAAAGAUAAAAAUUCUUCCGUGUUCUUCCGUUGAGUUCUUCCGCUCAACUCUGGUGUUUACUAUUAGUUAUUUUGAGUGAGCGAUGGUGAAAAGUGAGUGAUAGAAGUGUCGAUUUUUUUUUUUUGAAAACUUUAUCAUGACACCGUGCUUUGUAUUAGAUUUCGUCUUUCCGUACAGGUUAGGAGUGUGUACAUGUACAAUGAUCAACCUUUUUGCCUUUUUGAGCUGUCCGAGUUUUCAAGUCAGAAUCCUCGACACGAAAGUCCUGAUAAUACCCAGAUCCUUAAAAUCCAUGACCUUUUUCUAAAGCCCUUUUGAGAAGCGCGUCUCAAACAUCGUCAUCUCUUCCAGAAUGUCCGCAGAACUGCCGACGGCGUACGUCACGUCGACACCGCUUCCGUUGGCCAAAGCACAGGCGCAACACUUGCAACAAUUGCAGCAACAGCAACAGCAUCGUCAACAACAACAACAACAACAACAACAACAACAACAACAACAACAACAACAACAACAACAACAACAACAACAGAUGAGCAUGAUAAUGAGCGACGAAGAUAAGGCGUGAGUAGUUACCAUAGUGAUCGAAUGGUCGAAUGAAAAGGGCGCAAUUAGAGUGAAUGUGAGCAUAAUGAGGUGGUUUGGACGGGGAGGGACGCUGGCGCGCUUUCGGGAUACGCGAGAAUGGGAACUUUGCGGCGAGGAACAUUAGGAAUGUAGAUUGUGCAUUCUAGGUGCAUUCUAGGCGCAUCGUGUGUUUUGAAGCCAGCCAGUCGUCCCCGUCCGUCGCCAGAAAUGUACUGAAAAUAUAGCGACAACGACAAUAAAUUGUAGCACUAGUACGAAUUGGGCGGAGCUGCUUCCCGUUCCCUCCCCUAUCUCGAAUAUAAAAGUCGAUUCAUUUUCAGAGAAACCGAAAAGAACGCGAUAAUUUCGUCGCUGUUCGAAGAGAUCCGUCUCGAGGCGACACUAUUCGGCGACCAGUCGAUCGAGAUCAAAAAGGAGGAGGAGACGGGCGAUCAUCCGGCGGCUCUCGGCGCAACGAGCAACAACUCGGCGAAUAAGAAGUUGAAGAAACGGUAAUUUUAGAAAGUGUUCGACUAAAACCAACUUUAUCCUCUUGCAGCAAAAGCGAGCUGGCACUCGAAAUGACCGCCGACGAUGUGGACGACAUUCUCGGCGACUCGACCACCUCGAACUUCAACCCCAAAAACCCGUUCGGCCCCUCGCCUUCGUCACUUUCCAACGGAUUCGCCGAUCUCGGAUCGCCCGGCUCCUCGUUCGCCUCCAGCCAGAAAUCGUCGCCGCCUCUGAGCAAAUACGCGCAGAACAAUCAGGGACAACGCAACUCGCCGCCCACGCAGUUUCCGAACAUGUCGCCGUACAUGACGCCGCAGAUGAACUCGCCGCUCCAUCCGCAACUUCAGCAGCAGAACUCGAUGACCGCGUCGCCGCCCGUCUCGAUGCAUUCGCCAGUGGUAAGAUAGGCAAAUCACAAAUAGUUUCCAAAAUGUUCCCCCUCUAACCGGUACAUCAUUGCAGCAAGUGCCCGAAUUCAAGCCGACCAUCAUCAACGGCGUCGUCAUGAACGGAAUCUCGCCGCAUCCGCUUCACCUGCCCCCGCACACCCGACUCCUCCAACACCAACAAUCGGCGCCGAACCUCCGACUGACCGCAUUCGACGAUCUCCCACUGCCACACACGCUCGGCCCCGUUCCCGGAACCCAACCGUUCGAUCGGUCGCUCGUCGACGAGUUUGAGAUGUGUGUGCGGGCGGUGCUGAUGGCCGCGCAUCGGGUCAGUUGCCGGCACGUCUAUCGGCAGUUGACGGCCGAGGUAUCCGAGUUGUACGCUCGGGUCGCCAAGAAUCAGGUGCCGAAGAAGGCGGUCAAGAAGAUUAUUGCGGCCAGAACGCCCGCCUCGCAUGGAGAACGACUUGAGCUCGAGAGACAAUGUGAGUUUGGAGCGGUUUGAGGCUGCUAACGCUUCAUGAGAGCUCUAAAAGCUUUUGGAGCAUUCUCGGAACUCUGAACGCAUUCUUAGGAGCACUUUGAGAGCACUGUAUGCAAUCGGAACGCUCUGUGACCAAUCUGGGAGUAUUAUGAGAGAUCUAUGAACAUUCUGAAAGUUAUUUUACCAUUCUGUGAGCUCUGAAAGCACUUUGAGUGCUCUGUAAACAUUCUGAGAAAGCUGGAAGCACUUUGAAGAAUCUGUGUGUGAUCUGAAAGCUUCUGGAACAUCAUAAGAGCUCUGAAAGCAUUUCGAAUGUUACAGAAUAGUCUCAGAGUGUCUGCGGAAGUUGUGUAAGGUCUGGAAGCCUAGAAACUUUUAGAAUCUCCCCUAAAAAUUGUUUAGAUAGCUUUUAAACUAUUUUUUUUCCAGUCAAAUGCCUCUCCGACGGCCUCGAAUCGCGCCAAUCCUCGCAGCUGUACGAAUCGAUACUCCACUUUUUGUACAAGAUGCGCGUCGCCAUUCCGGACGGCGCUAUUUGA
This is a messenger RNA of Caenorhabditis sp. 36 PRJEB53466, 3024 nucleotides long. The record is from the annotation of a GenBank genome assembly. Lineage: Eukaryota; Metazoa; Nematoda; Chromadorea; Rhabditida; Rhabditidae.